Microcebus murinus (gray mouse lemur) is the source of this 742-nucleotide messenger RNA. The record is from RefSeq and is a predicted model, not a curated record. Lineage: Eukaryota; Metazoa; Chordata; Mammalia; Primates; Cheirogaleidae.
AUGUACAAGCCUGCCAGCAAUCUUGGCUGUGUCCAGGUGAAGACAAAUUUUGAAAGCUCAGCCUUAGGAGAUUUGACAUGCACAGGCAUCAGUGGUAGCGGGGUAGCCAGGAGCUUCCUCCUGAGGAAUUGUUUUACUUUUCUGAAGCAUGUCCACAUCCCUGUCCAAGGGACGCGAGAAGUAAGGCGCCGUUUGAAGUCUGUUUGCUGCACACAGCUGAGGCCGGCUUCGCAGGGAGGGCAGCCUCAGUCACCUCUGCAGCAUCCAGCGUGCUUUUUCCCUCACUUGCGAACAACUGCGUUCGAACGAGGCAGUCCGAGCCUUCUGCAGAAAACAAGCUCUCUGAGAGUCCUCUCGCUACUGCGUAGUCCUGGAAUAUUCUUUUAUUCGAAAGGCCUCGAGUUGAUUCCAACCGGGUUCGGGUUAUUGUUUUCACAACCGAUAGGGGGCAGCAGAUGCACCGCGGUGCCCCGGCGACGAGCAGGAAGAGCGCCCUGCAGUCCUGGGAAUCCGACUAAUUUAAACGUUUGGGGUGGAAAGCGGGACCCACCGCCUCUGAGUCUACCGCAGCUGCCAGGCCUGGGGCUUGCGACCCUGGGUGUCUGGGGGCUUCCUUGUGCAAGGGGCGGGCAAAGCCCAUCUGUGCACCAAGCAGUGCCUGCAAACUUAGCGUCCAGUAUAAAUAAAUAAAUUCAGAUGUAUUCGAAUGCUAUAAUGCAAUAAAUAAAGCAAUCUGAAAGAA